Angiostrongylus costaricensis is the source of this 333-nucleotide messenger RNA. Lineage: Eukaryota; Metazoa; Nematoda; Chromadorea; Rhabditida; Metastrongylidae. The record is from the annotation of a GenBank genome assembly.
AUGGUGAUUGGCCUUCUUGGUCUCACAAUCGAUGAACUCCAGACAGGGUCGGCUGAACUGAGUCCAGAGGACAUAGAGCAAGAACAAGAAUACUUCCAGAACCUUCGACAAGUACCAGUAAUUGGCAACCAUUACUACUGUCAAUGGUGCCAUGACGGCAAAGAUAAAAAGAAGAUGGCUCGUCAACUGUGGAGUAGCCCACAAUAUGAACCUUUGGCGAAGCGAGCUCAGACGUUUGUCCGAUUCGGCAAACGGGCACAAACAUUCGUCAGGUUCGGAAAAAGAGCACAGACGUUCGUCCGAUUCGGCCGAUCGGCGCCGACGCAGAUGUAG